Molecule: messenger RNA, 2569 nt
Organism: Patella vulgata (common limpet)
Lineage: Eukaryota; Metazoa; Mollusca; Gastropoda; Patellidae
Exons: 7
Coding region: 418-1209 (263 amino acids)
Molecular function (GO): ADP-ribose diphosphatase activity; NAD binding; NADH pyrophosphatase activity
Source: RefSeq, a predicted model, not a curated record
AUCAGUGAUGAUAGUGAAUUCAUUUAUUUCCACAAACAUUUUGAUUAUAGUUUAAUCAAUUAUCAUUAUUAUUUGAAAUAAUUUAUCAACCACCACAUUUCUAGACUAUUGUCAUAUAUGAUCAUACGGCUACCUGUCUUUCACAUUAUAUUUCUUCAUAUGUCAUCAUAUUCAAAUAUGUAAGCUGUAAAUUAUACAAAAUAUAAUAAACAUACUAACAGGUAAUGUUAAAACUGUUAAAUGUUUAUUAAAUAAGGAAAAAUUAUCUUGACAUUUAAUUUAUAACAUUUUUGUACGAUUAACAAUAUUAAGUGAUCAUCAGCUAUUUCUGUUGAUAACUAGUGCAUUAAAAUAUACAAUUCCUUCUUCUGAUUUAGAGACUUGGAAUUAUAUUGUUAAAAACACCUCACAACAAGCAUGGCUGUUGAAAUAAAAACACAUCGAGACAGAUACAAUGGUCUCACAAUUGAUUCUGCUCAACAAAAUUUACAAGAUGAAGUGGCAUUUAUUGAACAACUUAAAGCUUGUAUAAAUGAAUGGAGGGCAGAUGCUGAAAUUAGAGGAUUAUGGGUAAAGAUUAAUAAAAAUCACUCCAGUAUUAUACCUCAUUUAGUAGCUUUAGGGUUUGAGUUUCAUCAUGCUCAACCCGGUUAUGUUAUGAUGUGUCAAUGGUUGUCUGAUAAUGAACCAAAUGGUCUUCCAGAAUAUGCCAAUCAGUAUAUAGGUGUAGGAGGAUUUGUUGUCAACGAUAAAAAACAACUCUUAGUUAUACAGGAAAAAUAUACAAUUAAAUCUCACUGGAAACUACCUGGUGGUCAUGCUAACUGUGGGGAAGAUUUACAAGAAACUGCUCAGAGAGAGGUAUUUGAAGAAACGGGUAUUAAAACAGAAUUUAUAUCUCUACUGUGUUUUAGACAUCAGCAUCAAUAUAGAUUUGGAUGUUCAGAUAUAUAUUUUAUAUGUUUAAUGAAACCUGUUGGAGGUGAAUUAAAACCCUGUCAACAAGAAAUAGAUAAAUGCACCUGGAUGGAUGUAGAAGAAUAUAUGAAUCAUCCUGAUAUAUCUGAUGCUAACCGAUAUAUUGCACAGUGUUACCAAAAUAUAUCAUCUAAUGGAAAUGUGUCUAUUACUCCGGAAAGAGUUAACAAUUUUAACAAUACUAGAACUAAUAAUAUAUACAGUGUUGGCUUAAUCAAUACUAAAAGUUAAACUUAAUUAAAAACUAAUUACAUUUUUUUAUCCCCACUGUCCACCACGUAUAUUUUAAACUGAGUGGUAUUGUUGAAGUAAUGAACAGGAAAGUAUAUAAGCCAGUGUUUUUUUUUUAUUUACUUCCUUUUGUAGAAAGUUAUUCUUAUAGAAUGAAUACUAGUGUAAAUUUAGAGAACAACUUUAAUAGAUGAAUGUAUAAACUAUAAUUAAUUUAUAAUUAUUGUGGAUUUAUUGAUAUACAAUAUUUCCAUACUUAUUUCACGACAUGUUUCUUGUCCUGAUUACAAACUUUGAGUGAAACAAAUUUAGAAGAAUGUUAUUAGUAAAACCCUUUAGUUCUUAUUAAGAGACCUAGUUGUUCAAAUAUAUAUUAAAACUUAUUUUUGGUGUAUUAACCAAUGUAAUCUGGUGUAUUAAUAUUUAUUUAUUCUAAUUUCUCUAUGAUCAAUGGCCAAUCUAAUUAAAAAUUAAUGGAAUUUCUUGCAUAGAUUAAUUCUUAUUCCUAAUACACUGAUAAUCAAUGAUUACUAAAAUACUACAACUAAUGAUUUAUCAAUUGACCAUUAUAUUUUGAAUUAUUCUUGUGAUCUCCUAGAAUAUUGACUAAUUGCAGGGCUUGUUUUGUUUUUAGUGGGUUUUUUUUUUUCAGGGUAGAAAAGUAGUGGAUGCAAAAGCAAUUAAUAAUAUACGUUUAAAUGAUAAAAACAAAUGUCUAUAGUUAUCACAUUUAUUUGAUAACUUUCAAUAAUCUAUUUAAAGAACGAUCUGUUCAAUGUGAUAUCUUAAAUUAUAACAUGAUAUAUCAAUAUGCUCAUGACUACUUGCGGGUAUGUCUGCACCGACUGGGUUAAUGGCCCACUGUUAUUUCCAAUUCCAAAGUUUCUUUUACGAAUGCUAGUGUGUAUACGAGAAUUCAGUUUUUUGUACCAUACAAACGACUAGACACUGUUUUGCACCACUGACCGCAGCUCCCAAUGAUUUUCAAGGUAAUGAAGGUAAUUGUGCAAUAUGAAAACUGAGAUGUAGAUGAUAGAUAGGACAGAAAAUAUGUUAUUAAGUGUAUUUUUGCAGUUAACUGAUAUGUGCCUUGAACCUUGUAAAUAAUUUACCAAAUAAGAUGUAUUUUCUUCUAUUGAAGUAAAAGAACAAAAAUAGCUCAAAAAUCUGUUUUAGGAUUAUUCAGUUAGGGCUAGAUAUUUUAAGAACUCCAGAAAAUGUUGAAUUUGUGACUUUUAUUCAGAAUUUUCUUUUUUCUGGAGUUAAAUGAAAUAUAGUAUAGUUCAUAAUGAAUUUAUGUGUUCAUUUGAAUUUUAUAUAAAAUAUUUGAUUUUUUAAAUUUUUAUUUUAUUCCAUUUGA